Messenger RNA from Rhinopithecus roxellana (golden snub-nosed monkey), 1131 nucleotides. RefSeq names its product nucleolar protein 12 (gene NOL12). Gene Ontology annotation, cellular component: nucleolus. Gene Ontology annotation, molecular function: RNA binding. The record is from RefSeq and is a predicted model, not a curated record. Bases 66 to 707 code for a protein of 213 amino acids. The transcript is spliced from 6 exons. NCBI's taxonomy places the organism in Eukaryota, Metazoa, Chordata, Mammalia, Primates, Cercopithecidae.
CGGAAGGAAGAGUACGCUACACCCGGAAGUGUCUCCAAGGAGAGGAAGUCGGCAGCCUCACCGCUAUGGGCCGCAAUAAGAAGAAGAGGAGAGAUGGUGACGACCGGCGGCCCAGGCUCGUUCUCAGCUUCGACGAGGAGAAGAGGCGGGAGUACCUGACAGGCUUCCACAAGCGGAAGGUCGAGCGGAAGAAGGCAGCCAUUGAGGAGAUUAAGCAGCGGCUGAAAGAGGAGCAGAGGAAGCUUCGGGAGGAGCGCCACGAGGAAUACUUGAAGAUGCUGGCAGAGAGAGAAGAGGCGCUGGAGGAGGCAGAUGAGCUGGACCGGUUGGUGACAGCAAAGACAGAGUCAGUGCAGUAUGACCACCCCAACCACACAGUCACCGUGACCACCAUCAGUGACCUGGACCUCUCAGGGGCCCGGCUGCUUGGGCUGACCCCACCUGAGGGAGGGUCUGGAGAUGGGUCUGAGGAGGAGGCAUCAUCCAUGGAGAAGCCAACCAAAGCCUUGCCCAGGAAGUCCAGAGACCCCCUGCUCUCUCAGCGGAUCUCCUCUCUCACAGCCUCACUGCAUGCACACAGCCGCAAAAAGGUCAAGAGGAAACAUCCCCGAUGGACCCAGGACUCCAAGAAGCCCCCAAGGGCCACUCGUACCAGCAAGGCCCAGCGCCGCCGUCUGACAGGCAAAGCGUGGCACAGCGGGGAGUGAGACCAAGAACCAAGCGGUGCCCCGGCCUAGGCUUCGAGGACCUGUCCUUUCUCAGCUUGGCUGUCCUGUAGCCCAGCCUGCACCUAGGUAAUGACUGCAAAGCUCAAGGUUGGGAAGCCAGGACCUAUCUGGCCUGGGGCCAGCUGCCUUUGCCUGGGGUUUGAAUUCCAGAAGGAGCAGGCAGCUGGGAGCAGGCCUUCCCCAGGAAGAGCCUUCACAGCCAUGCGGGGGCAUCUUCCCAAAUGUGCACCCCACCUGGCACUCAUCAGAUUUCUGGAACUCAUCAGAGAACUGUGUGCUUGUGAUUUGUUUGUCGGUGAUACCACGCACAGGGCAGGGUUCUGGGGUGGUGGAAAUGGUCAGGGCCCAUGGGUCUGUCUCCAGCAGUUUGCCCUGUGGCUACAAUAAAGUACAGUUCUCCCUG